Molecule: messenger RNA, 1014 nt
Organism: Monopterus albus (swamp eel)
Lineage: Eukaryota; Metazoa; Chordata; Actinopteri; Synbranchiformes; Synbranchidae
Gene: tmie
Product: transmembrane inner ear
Exons: 4
Coding region: 312-971 (219 amino acids)
Biological process (GO): sensory perception of sound; inner ear morphogenesis
Source: RefSeq, a predicted model, not a curated record
UUAAUGUGCCCUAACUGCAGGGCUGGCUCCCUACAUAGUGAAGCAGUUUUCAGCUGGCUGCAGUGGUUACUACGGAUGUCUCUAGGUUCAUGCAGUGUUUUACUAGAAAGGCAAAAGAUAGAGGAGCAUAGCAGCAGACAGCAGUGGAUGUGAGUAAGUCGUCAGCACCAUAGUCACCAUUAAUCACCCGGGGCCAUUGGUCCUGUCCUGUAUACGGCGCCAGUGAGAACAGGCAGGCAGACAGAGAGGAAGAGGCAGAGGAGGGGGAAGAGAGGGGGCAGGGUGGCUGCAAGGAGAAAGAGGGGAAGAGAAUGGUUGGGGAUCAUCCUGUGUGUCAACCUCAGCUCCUGGUGCGGGGCUGGGGAGCAGUGCUGCUGUCUCAGUGCUUGUCCUCCGUGUUCUCCCAGAUCCCAGAUCCUGAGCUUUUACCCACAAAUCCUCCAAAGAAGCCGGAUCCUAUUACCUCAGAGACUGUUGUUUUCUGGGGCUUGAGGUUAUGGCAGGUCAUCGGCAUCUUUGCAGUGUUUAUUUUAGCAAUUGUUAUCACUUUGUGUUGUAUAUUCAAAUGUCGAAUCCCGAGGACCAAAAAGGAAAUAGAGGCACGCCACGCACAAAGACUGGCCGCCAAGAAAUACGCCAACACAUUAGAGACAGUGCCACCUCUGAAUGAGUUGACUGAAAUGCCAGGAUCUGCAAAAGCAGAGGAAACUGAGGAGGUGACAACAGUCUCUGGAAAAGUGGAUGCUAAUAAAGGAGAGAAGAGGGCCAAGGAGGGCAAGAAAGAGGGAAAGGGUGCCAAAGAAGGUAAAGGAGAUGAAAAGGAUGCAUCAACAAAGAGGAAGGGUGAAAAAGGAGCAUCCAAGAAAGAAGACAGUGAAGGAAAAGGGAAGAAAUCUGGAGAGAAAGGCGACAAAAGAGAUAAAGGAGACAGUGGAAGCAAAAGAGGGGGAGCCAAGAGAGCUCAGAGGUGAACUCUGCCUGAUCAUUUCACAUUUUUCUAAGUAUUUUUGGCAC